CAACAUCACAUGGCGGCGGAUCAGAACCUUCAGCUGCGAGUUCAAAUAAACCGGAGCAAUGCAGCUUAUGGUGCAUAUCCAUUCAUACAUAGCUACGCACUUAGCUCCAAUUUAUUAGCAGCGCAGAGAAGAUCAGUGCAAUGAAGCAUUGGUAAUAAGAACCACAUAUGUACAUACAGGCAUACGAGGUGUGGCUGUUAAAUAACGAGACUGACAAGCCAAAUAUUUCAAUUGUAUUUCAAAUAUAUUUGCUUAUUACCUUCAAUAUCAACUCUGAGCAAACCACUGUUCGAGAGUCUCGAACAACUGUCUGGCUUAGACGUCAACAGCCGAAUAAGAUUCUUAAACCGCCCAGACUCGAUAUAGUCAUGCUGUAAAUAACCGCUAAACGAGUUGGUAGCAAGGAUGUGGCAAGAAAAUGGUGCGGAAGCGCUAGUUGGGUUCUGGAUGAUUCACCACUUCAACCAACCAACUAACCUUCAAUAUACCACCCUUCUUUAUUCCUACAAUGCUCCAUGCGAACCGUCCAUUGUUCGAGAUAGUGCGUAUUCUUAUUCCGUCGGUAUCUUCAGAAUGUGUGUAACUUUCUUGUUCCUUUUAAUACAAAUUUCGAAAUACGUCGAAUAAGACAGAUGGUCUCUAACACUUGUUUGGCGUAUUUGGUUAGAAAUCUUUUGACGAACAAAGUGGAUUGACCGGUAUAUUGUCUAGAGUACUAUUCUUACACUUAACAUUUUUCUGUAGAAAAACAACUCUAUGCUAAUAUAUGAUACACUGGAGUUCUUUACAGAAGCGAGAGGAUUCAUUGCAUUCGAAAGAGAAGGCUUCACGCUAAACAGCUGACGGUCGCUGGCGUUUAGUACAUGCGUACUUCUUCUAAAGCAGUCAGUCUCGUUAUUCAAUAGCCACACCAUGUAUGUGCUCGCAUUAUUUUGUACUCGUGAGUUGUUAAACUGUGAGACAAGACUUAUAUUAAAACCCAUUGUACAUGACCUCGACAUGAAAAGCUUCUGACGGACUUUAGCAUAGUGGCGAAGAGAUUACCACGGCGUGCGUACAUAUAUUGUAUUAUAUGUAUGCUUGUAUAUGUGCAUAUGCAUAUAAGCGGUUGUAUUACAGUUGGUUGAAACUUAGCGCUGAAAUAAAGUCAAUGCUCAUAACAACGAAAAAUCCGACUAUAUAGUUGAUCGCUUUAAGCGUUGAGCGUCGUGAGUAGAAUGAGUGUUGAGAUGGAUAUGAAAUGGUGUACAGGGAGGGGGCAUGCUUGCGGCUGGCUUAGUGCAUCAUAAAUGAACUGUAGAUGGGUAUGUAUGUAUGCGCUCACUCUCAUAAAGCUUGCUUGCAUAAAAGCGCUUUUCUACGCCACCGUUCUCACCAUUUGCAAAUUACAAGAAAAGCUUUUAGGCCAACUCAUGGUAAAACUAUCGCGCGCCGAGCCAGUCUUUGAUUUUACAGGUUUGCUGUGUUUUCUGUUUGUUGCUGGUUGUUGUUGGCUUUUGCCACUUCGAGUUGCGCCACAGUUUGGUAAUACUCGCACAAACCAAAAUAGAGGUGGUAACGGCGAUAGCGGCAACGGCAACAGCGACCAUGGCUUGUCGCAACAUAGAUUCGAAACUGAUAGCUUAGUCUUCGACGAGUUUGAUUCGAAAGCGGUUGUCGUUAGCGGAAUCAAUCUGUUUCGUGUACUAUAUGAUUUUACAGAAAUACGAAAGACUCUUUCGGUCGUUUACCGGGUGCGUGGAAACAAGAAGUGGAAUUGUGAAAUAUUCGAAGGAAGUUGGCAUACAAUUGAAAUGCAAUUCGCUUGAAUAUUCAAUUGUGAUUUGGGAAAACUUCACAUCCGUCCACGUUUUGUUUUUUGAUUUUUUUUGUUUUGUCUUGUUUGGUACUUAUGAAUCAGUGCAUUUCGAUUAGUGACUUAUGGGUGAACUUUAGCUUUUGGAAAAAUAGAAUUCACUGUUGCGACUGCGCCGUGUUUAUUUCGUAAUUGUGAAAAUUGUGCCAGUGCGCUGAGAGCUGCGGUUGAUUUUUGGCUUUUGGCAUGUCUUGUUUUUCUGAAUACAGCAGCAAUAAUUGAAUGCGAGAAAUAAAUGCUAACAAUUGUGUAUACCAAACAUAAUUAAAAUAAACAAAAUAAAACCUACAUAUAAAAAAGCAACAAAUAAGUAAAUCAGCAAACCAACUGAAAUCAAAGCAGCAGCACCAACGUGUAUUGUUGCUGUGAAUUUGUGCGUAUCGCGCGGGUAUUUGCUCAUUAUAAAUUCGGCUAAUUACCAUUUGCUGGCCAGUGGACUCACUUAGUGGACCUUGAAAGUGGGCACGCACUUAAAACAAUAAAAAAAUUUGUACUGCCCUUCAUGCUAUCUCGAAACUUUAAAACCUGAAAAAAAAGAAUUUGCUUAAAAAAAAAUAGACACCGUUCCUUCUGGCACGUAAUGUCGUUACUGUUGCUAGACGCUUUAAGCAAGUUUGACAUCUCAGUAGGCAACUCUUCUCAGCAUUUGUGGUAGAACUAAAAGGAUUAUGCGACCCAAUGGCCAAAGCGGCUGUUGUACGCUAGAAAACGCAGCAAACCCUGCGACCAUACGAAAUUUACAUACAACAUAUACUUUUCCCCCAACGGUUCAUUUGCAUUCGCAUCUCCACUCACAUCCUCACCAACAAGCGCAACAACAACAGCAGCAAAACCAUCAUCACCACAACUUUCAUCCUCAGCAGCAGCACCACCUGCAACCGCAGAAUUUCAAGCCUCAAGCGCCAACACCGUGGUUGCCGCCACAAGGUCUGUACAAUGCCACGCCACAUCCAUCGACUACGAGUAAAAAUGUUGUGGUUGGACGCCAUCAGGCGUUACCUUUUGUGGCACAAUCACAAACACCGUUGAUUAAAAGCAAAAAUCACCAACAGCAACAUCAUCAAAUGUUGCCAGCGCCACCUCCACCGCCACAUUCACAUCCACAGCACCAAUACCAGCAGUAUCUCAACAGUCUGCAACAUCAGUCCACUCAUUUCCCCCAAAAAUCCCAAUGCGUCUCACAGUCCACACCUACAGUCGCUGUCGCCCACCAUUACAAUGGUUACACCCCCGCGAAUACACCUCGUAUAGCACUACCGCCGGAUCAGUUAAGUACCGCCAUGCCUCCGGUGGCGCCGCCAUCACAUCCAUCAAAUUUCGCUAAAUUACCAUCAGCAUCUGUGGUUAACCAACAGCGAGUUAACGAAUGCGCUGGCAUACCGCUCAUUUCAAAUGCUACCACACAUUUGGCAUCGAAUCAGCGUCAGCGCGUUCAACGCAAACUGUCGCGUUCGCCUGCACCCCAUCAAAAACUGUCAACAACUGGUGGCAUCGGAACGUACAAAUUGCAACAUCCGUGUGCCGGUCUUUAUAUAGCGCGUAAUGCAAAUGCUGCUAGUUGUUCGCAUAUUUCUCAACUGGCUGCACAUGCACAAGGGGCGCCCUUGCUAGUGCACAAGCAGCAGCAGCAACAAAAUUCUGUACCGAAAUGGCCAAUGCCAAAUAGCGGUUCCAGUGCUUUUCAAUCCACAGUAUCGCCACAGCUAUCAUCGAAUUCCUCAGCGUCAUUAGCAGCAGGGGGUGGUAAAUCGCAUAGUGAAAAACCUUCUCGCACCACUUUGCGAUACCAACAUUCAGCACCGGCAGCGCUAAGCACUCGUGACAAGGAGAACACAACACAGGCGACAUUAGAGACCGCAGUGUUUGCGGAGACGUCUAAAGAUAACGCCGAGGGCGGAGAAACGGCACUGCCACGCAUAAUUAAACCACGAAAACGCCGAAAGAAGGAUCGGAAGCCAACAACGAAUGGCGUUUUGUUGAAAUUGGAUGCAUUAGCAGGUACAGGUAUAGCGGCAGAAGCUGACAGAAAGCCUGUGCAAGCGCAUAUGCCGGACAUGCACCAAUCACAGCUAUUGCCAAGACAUCACCAACAAUUGCGACAACAGCAGCAGCACCUAACGCACUUAUAUCCACAUGAGAACUCGAACGAAAACUUAUACAAAUUUAUCAACUUUUAUAUUGGAACGCAUCAGCCAACGGAAAAUGUUGUCAGCACGCGCGCUUUUAAUUCAAAUGAGCCACUGCUAGAUUACAAACCGAGAAGUCUACUUCAAUCGCCCUGCUUAAAAUCCUUCGGCUGUCUCGGAGGAAUCAAGCACAAACAAGGCGAUAUGUCACAAGAUGAGCAUGGAAUUUGCUUCUGCCAAGACUGUGAUCCGCUGCGUUCAAUUUGGGAUUACCCAUUGAGGCGCUCUCUCUCUGAUUCAUCAGCCGCAUCGAUACGCACACAUUCGUCCUCCUCCUCAUCGUCGUCUUCCUCACAUGGUUCCUCUUCUGAGACAACGUCAUCAUCUGGUUCAUCAGCGCCACUGACAGAUGAUGCACUAUCACCUUCAACUGCACUUUCACGUGCUGAUCGCGUGGGCGUUAUUGGCUCCAAUCGUAACGGGCAGGAUUGCAAUCGCGACGCAACGAAACGCACCGACACAGGCUGCGAAGUGUUAGGGGGAAGGCAUCCUACGAAUGGUUGUCUCAGCGAUUCGAAUGACUCGGGCUAUGGCGACAUACUAAGUGGCAUAAAUAUUGCCGAUGACUUUUUCAGUCAGAGCGCUUACAAUAUGUCGACUGCGCUAAGACCACUUUUUGAAGCCAACGACCUAGUGCUAGAUGUGGGACAAUCUUCAAUCGAUCAAUCAAUGAAAUAUGCACAAUCAUACAGCAGUGUACCCGAAACGCUGCUACCCUUGCUGCCUGCAACCGCCGAUGCAUUGCUCACUGAGAGUAUCAAUGAGAUUUCUCGUAAACUCAUCGAAACUUGUGGCAGCGAGCUGCCUAACGAACUCACAGGAACAACGACGCGUUCAAUAAGCGCUUAUUCACGCUGCAGCAGCGAUUUCUCCGCAGACAGUGGCAUCGAUAGUGCUGCCAUUGUAAAUUGUGAUGAGUUGGUGUUUAAGUUUGACAAUUUGAAUUUUAUGAUUGAUAAUGUUGCGAAACAAACGACAAGCGAAAGCAACCACAACAACAACAACUUUAUAGGCGCAAACAACAACAAUUCGGCUACAGCAGUCGAUGAUAUUGCAGCAACAACUACGACAUUAAACGCAUUUUCCGAGUUGCUCAAAUUGCCUGGAACUGCAACUGGAACUACAACAACAAACGUCACUAAUGAGGGAAAUUUUUUCAUCGAUAAGCCAAACAUGAAUCUGCUAUUCGAUUUGAAUAAUAAUAAUAAAGGUAGUAUUUUUGAGAUUGAAAACGAGAAUGAAGACAAAUGCGAGCUAGAACGGGAACAGCUGCGACAACCAUUAGCCGAGAAAAACCAACACGAUCAACAAUUCAUUAAUAAUUGUUUUGAUUUAGUGUGGCCAACAACAUUUGAUCAUUGCAUAGGCGUGGAAAAACAGUUGGGUGCACUAACACACAGAGAGAUUGCUUAGAUAAGAUACAAAUUGCCGAAGUUAACCAACAAUGACGAAUGUGGACUGUAUAUGGAGAAAAUGCAAUAUUGCACAAAAAAAGUGUCUAAUCUUAUGCAAGAGCUGAAUCACACAGUUACUAAUUAUUAUUAAACAAUUCUUAAAACACCUUAACUGCAGCUGCAUUUAAAUCCUGUCCAAUUCUGAGCGCUCUAAGCACCCUUUCAGCGGUUGGAAAAUUUUGCACCGUUCACAUGGCCAGCUGUUCAGUUCGUCUCUGCAACACAUUUUACUUUGGAUUCCGUUCCACUUUGACCUAUGCACGUCAGCAGCAGUUACUUAAUACCGAUUACGCAACGACUGAGUGAAAACGACUUCAGUGUCUUAAGGGCUAGCCAAUGGUCAGCGAUACGAAACACCAACAAAACCUGCUAAUAAGCAAUAAGAAACAAAAACAAAAGAUGAGAUGAAAGCGAAUCGCCUAACAAAAACAAAAAAAAUGGCACUAUAAUCGUUGCCUUUGGUUUGUUGGGUCCGUAGAUUGUCUUUUACAUAUUUUUAUUACAAUUGCGACAUCGUUCCUCGUUUUCCUGUUUCCGGUUUGUUAGUGUUGACCAAAUAACAAAAAGCGGCGGUUAUAAAACCAAAACAUCACCACCAACAAAAAUAAGCUUUAGUAAAAAUUGCCGCAACUUGCUUAAUGUGCUGAGACAAUAGUGUGCAGCGCAUUAGUGAAAGAGCCAAGAAAACAAAACAAAAAAAAAAAAAGAAAAUAAAA
Molecule: messenger RNA, 6211 nt
Organism: Anastrepha ludens (Mexican fruit fly)
Lineage: Eukaryota; Metazoa; Arthropoda; Insecta; Diptera; Tephritidae
Exons: 1
Coding region: 2524-5454 (976 amino acids)
Source: RefSeq, a predicted model, not a curated record